Trichomonas vaginalis G3 is the source of this 1014-nucleotide messenger RNA. RefSeq names its product ankyrin repeat family A family. NCBI's taxonomy places the organism in Eukaryota, Parabasalia, Trichomonadida, Trichomonadidae. Gene Ontology annotation, biological process: positive regulation of transcription by RNA polymerase II. The coding region runs from base 1 to 1014 and encodes 337 amino acids. The record is from RefSeq and is a predicted model, not a curated record. Gene Ontology annotation, molecular function: protein binding; transcription cis-regulatory region binding. The transcript has a single exon. Gene Ontology annotation, cellular component: nucleus.
AUGAGUGAGUGUUUGAAAUAUCAGAAACCAGAUAUUGAAUGCAUGUGUUAUGCGAUUGUUUCACACAACAUUGAUUGUGUCACAUUUUUGAUGAAUGAAUACAAUAUAAAGAUCAAUUUAUAUCAAUGUGCAGUGUAUAAAAAUCUUGAACCAUUUUUAGUUUAUUUCGAUCAAACUAAUGAUGUUAACCAAUGCUUUGUUUAUUCGGCGUUGUUUGAAAUGUUAUCUCUUUGUGAAUAUUUCCUUUCACUUGGUACAAAUAUUAAUAUAUUAAUGGGAGAAUUUGGAACAGCUCUUCACAUUGCAACAAUGUAUAAUUGUAAAGAGAUAGCUGAAUUUCUUAUAUCGCGCGGUAUAAAUAUCAACGAGAAAAAAAUUAAAGGAAGUACACCUCUUCAUGAUGCAGCAAAAUCUAAUAACAAAGAAAUGGCUGAGCUUUUAAUUUCUCAUGGUGCAAAUAUCAACGAAAAAGAUGAUAAAAAAAGAACUGCUCUUCAUGAUGCAGCACGGUAUAAUAGCAAAGAAAUGGCUGAACUUUUAAUUUCACUUGGUUUAAAUAUCAACGAAAAAGAUAGACGUGGAAAUACACCUCUUCAUGAUGCAGCAUGUGAAAAUAGUAAAGUAACAAUCGAAUUUCUUCUUUCACAUGGCGCAAAUAUCAAGGAAAAGAAUAAUGAUGGAAAAACCGCUUUUCAUCUUGCAGCAUUGAAUAAUUGUAAAGAAACUGUCGAAUUUCUUCUUUCACAUGGCGCAAAUAUCAGAGAAAAAGACAAUGAUGGAAAAACCGCUUUUCAUCUUGCAGCAUUGAAUAAUAGUAAAGAAACUGUCGAAUUUCUUCUUUCACAUGGCGCAAAUAUCAAUGAAAAAGACAAUGAUGGGAAAACCGCUCUUCAUUUUACAGUAGAUCAUAAUAGUAAAGAAACAGCCGAAUUUCUUCUUUCACAUGGUAUAAACAUCAAUGAAAAAAGUAAAUAUGGAGAAACAGCUCUUCAUUACGCAGCAAAAAAAUUGUAA